Hibiscus syriacus is the source of this 971-nucleotide messenger RNA. Its product is annotated as (R)-specific enoyl-CoA hydratase-like. The record is from RefSeq and is a predicted model, not a curated record. NCBI's taxonomy places the organism in Eukaryota, Viridiplantae, Streptophyta, Magnoliopsida, Malvales, Malvaceae. The coding region runs from base 266 to 781 and encodes 171 amino acids. The transcript has 3 exons.
CCACCGGAUAAAUAGAAAACAUCAACUGUGCCCUCUUGCAGUUUUUCUGGGGAAAAUUUCUAAAACCAUCUCCUUGAAAUAAGCUUGCCCAUCACCGCCAGUGUAUUACACCCGUUGGAUCGAAAAGAAAUGAUAUAAGCCAUUGAUAAGAAAAAAAUACCUAAAGGCUAAAGAAGUUCGAUAAAAGAAAAGGGGUUUCUCCUAUUCUCUUCGCGAAAGCUGAAAGGUUCAAGCUUUCUCCUCUUCAAACUAGAAUUUUUCAACUAUGUUUGUUAAAAAUUCUUUUUUAGUAAAAGGGUCUUUUUUUAGAUGCUUUUCAUCAUCAUCAUCUUCCUCAAGCAUGCUUAAAAUCGGAGAUGUUUUAAGACACAGAAGAACAUUUUCAAAUGAAGAUGUUAGUGAGUAUUCUAAAGUGAGUCAUGAUGUAAAUCCUUUGCACUUCGAUUCUGAAUCUGCUCGAGCUCAUGGGUUUGAAGAUCGGCUUGUUCAUGGCUUGCUUGUUGCUUCAUUGUUUCCUCGGAUUAUUUCCUCCCACUUUCCUGGAGCUAUAUAUGUUUCACAAAACUUGCACUUCAGGUCUCCAAUUUACAUUGGAGAUGAAGUUGUGGGUGAGGUAGAAGCUAUCAGUAUUAAACAAAGCAAGAAGAUAUACAUAGCAAAGUUGUCAACAAAGUGCUUCAAGAAUGGCGGACUUCUUGUCAUUGAUGGAGAGGCCAUGGCAAUUUUACCAACUCUUGCUAUGGAACAAGUUCAUACCGUUGCAGGGACAGAACCACAUUGAGGGUGAAAGGGGUAGUGUAAUUAUUUUGUUUUGAGAUUACUCAAAUUAAGUCCCGGCCUUCUUUAAUUUUUCGGUUUAAUUUAUUUAUUAGGGCUUAUCAGUUUUGAGACUAGUUAAAUUGAGCCUUGUCCCCAACUUUUUAUGGUUUACUUUUUUUAGGUCCCUAUAGUUUUAAGAUUAGCCAAAUUAA